Messenger RNA from Eruca vesicaria subsp. sativa (arugula), 1329 nucleotides. Lineage: Eukaryota; Viridiplantae; Streptophyta; Magnoliopsida; Brassicales; Brassicaceae. The record is from the annotation of a GenBank genome assembly.
AUGGGUUUAGCCAAGCAACAGGCUUCUAGCUCCUCCUCUUCUUGUUCCAUUAAAAUGCCACCUUCUCCUCCUCUUCCUAGGGAGGACACACCUCUUCUCGGCAAGGGUCCUCCUCUCUCCAGCCAGUUCAAGACCUUCGCCAACGUCUUCAUUGCUGUCGUCGGCGCUGGUGUUCUUGGUCUUCCUUACGCCUUCAAGCGCACCGGCUGGCUCAUGGGUGUCCUCCUUCUCGUCUCCGUCUCUGUUUUGACCCAUCACUGUAUGAUGCUUCUCGUUUAUACCCGCCGCAAGCUUGACUCUUUCAACGGCGGUUUCUCCAAGAUCGGCUCUUUCGGUGACCUUGGCUUUGCCGUCUGCGGCUCCCUUGGGAGGCUCGUCGUUGACCUCUUUAUAAUUUUGUCUCAAGCUGGCUUUUGUGUCGGAUAUCUUAUCUUCAUCGGCACUACUCUAUCUAAUCUCUUCGAUCCUGAUUCCCCCACCAGUCUCAGGCAUCAGAUGACACGCCUCGGCUCUGAUUUCCUGGGAGUCUCCUCUAAGAGUCUCUACAUCUGGGGAUGCUUUCCCUUCCAGCUUGGCCUUAACUCCAUCAAGACCCUCACUCACUUGGCUCCUCUUAGUAUCUUCGCCGACGUUGUUGAUCUUGCAGCUAUGGCUGUGGUCAUUGUUGAGGAUUCCAUGAUUAUUCUCAAGCAAAGGCCUGACGUGGUUGCCUUUGGUGGUAUGUCACUCUUCUUCUAUGGCAUGGGCGUUGCUGUUUAUUCCUUUGAAGGUGUUGGAAUGGUCUUGCCUCUUGAAUCUGAGAUGAAAGACAAGGACAAGUUUGGCAAAGUCUUGGCACUCGGCAUGGGGUUCAUCUCUAUGAUAUACAUAGCCUUUGGUUUCUUAGGUUACUUGGCAUUUGGUGAGGACACAAUGGACAUCAUCACCGGUAACUUGGGGGCAGGACUUAUCAGCACUAUUGUUCAGCUUGGACUCUGCAUCAACCUUUUCUUCACCUUCCCCUUGAUGAUGAACCCAGUAUUUGAAAUAGUGGAGAGGCGGUUCUCGGGUGGGAUGUACUCUGCGUGGCUAAGAUGGCUGCUAGUCUUGAUUGUGACUUUGGUGGCUCUCUUUGUGCCAAAUUUUACAGAUUUUUUGUCAUUGGUGGGGAGCAGCACUUGCUGCAUCUUAGGGUUUGUGUUACCUGCUUUGUUUCAUUUGCUGGUGUUUAAGGAAGAGAUGGGGUGGAAGCAAUGGAGCCUGGAUAUGGCGAUAGUGGGACUGGGCGUAGUUCUUGCUGUGUCGGGAACUUGGAGUUCCCUGAGUGAGAUCUUCUCGGUCAAAGUGUAA